Messenger RNA from Centruroides sculpturatus (bark scorpion), 1154 nucleotides. RefSeq names its product NADH-cytochrome b5 reductase 3-like. Gene Ontology annotation, molecular function: FAD binding; oxidoreductase activity. The coding region runs from base 203 to 1126 and encodes 307 amino acids. Gene Ontology annotation, cellular component: mitochondrion. The transcript has 10 exons. The record is from RefSeq and is a predicted model, not a curated record. NCBI's taxonomy places the organism in Eukaryota, Metazoa, Arthropoda, Arachnida, Scorpiones, Buthidae.
GGGAGUUACCUGUAUAACCUAAUUUUAAACGCGCAUUACGACCGCUAGAGGGUACUUUCAUUUUAUGCUUUCGCUAUCAACAAUUAUCGUCUGCACUAUGGCCGAGUAUGUUCAGUUUUUUCUCCUUCUGAAUAACAUCAAAAUGAAUUUGGUUUAUUAUUAUAAUCAUCAUUACAGUUUGAUUCUGAAUUAAACUUCAAUUAUGAGUUUAAUAUCCUCUACCAGUGGUAAGACAUUUUCCAUUCUUGUGGGGGCUGCAGUGGUGGUAGUUACAGCAGUGAUUAUAAAAUAUAUGUUAGGAUGGAAACAUUCUUCUCCAAAAUUAUUAGAAGAUCCAGAUAAAAAGUAUUCUAUUAAACUUAUUGAAAAAGAGGAAAUCAGCCAUGACACAAGAAGAUUUCGAUUUGCUCUCCCAACAUCGGAACACAUUCUGGGUUUGCCAGUAGGUCAACACAUCUACAUAAGUGCUCGAGUAAAUGGACAACUAGUUGUUCGACCAUAUACUCCAGUGUCAAGUGAUGAUUGUAAAGGUUACAUGGAUUUAGUAAUUAAGGUAUAUUUCAAAAAUGUACAUCCUAAAUAUCCAGAAGGAGGGAAAAUGUCCCAAUAUCUCAACAAUAUGGAAAUUGGCGAUAGCAUAGAUAUCAGAGGUCCAAAUGGAAAUCUUAUUUAUAAUGGAGCAGGAGAAUUUUCAAUUCGACCAGAUAAGAAGUCUCCAUCUUCAAUUUAUAAAGUGAAGAAAGUGGGAAUGAUUGCUGGAGGAACAGGAAUUACACCAAUGCUGCAGAUUGUGCGUCAAGUAUUUAAAGAACCAGAAGAUCAAACAAUUCUUUAUUUGCUGUUUGCUAAUCAGACAGAAGGUGAUAUAUUGCUGAGAUCAGAGUUGGAAGAAUUAGCAGCCACUCACUCUGACCGUUUUAAACUUUGGUAUACUGUAGAUAGGCCAACAGAUGGAUGGAAGUACAGCAGUGGUUUCGUAAAUGCAGAUAUGAUUUCUCAACACUUACCGAAACCUGCAGACGACACACUGAUUUUGAUGUGUGGACCACCUCCAAUGAUCAAUUUUGCCUGUAUUCCAAAUCUGGAUAAACUAGGCUACAAUCCAAAACUUAGAUUUUCUUUUUAGAUGUUUUGAUAAAGUAGAUUUUCAUUUU